AUGUUCCACACCAUCUUCCAAUCAGCUUACUCUGCCUCUUUUUUUGUUCUUAUUUCAUCCCUUCUUUAAUUCCACAAGAUUUCCAGUUAGUUGCUCUUUGCUAUUUGGCUACUUCGGAUUUAUUUGUCAACCACUCACUCCUUAGUUCGCUUGCUUCAGGUGCAUUAUUGUUACUGGACAGCAAACAAAACCACAUUCAGGAACCUAAAUGUGGAACAUCCAUCUCCUGAUUGGACUCAACAUAGAGUAAGGCUAUUUCAGCGCCAAACAGAGGAAUAUGAAGAAGCCAAGUGUCUUGCCAGGCAGUAGCUGGAAGAUUCCCAAGCCGAGAGUGAGAGAGAGAGGUGACCAAACGAAAGGUUAAGAACAAUAAGCGGUACCUGUCCAGCUCUGAUGAUGAAGCAGGUCCAUGCUCUACUGAGAGAACGAGAGUUCCCAUGGCAGAGAGAACGCUGUUGCUGAUAGAACCAUCCAGCAGAGAUGUUCCUGUUUCGAAGAGGACAACACUGCCAGCUGAGUCCCUCAACGGUGAAGUCAUAGAUUUAAUGGCCACAAGUACACCAAGGCAAAGGGUCACCCCAAGGCAAAAAGCCACUGAAGAUCAAGCAGCAGGCAUCGCUGAUGCUUUAAGGAAUAAUGCUGCAAUCACAGAUAUCUGCAAGUCACUGCUAAUAAAAGUGAACAUGAUGGAGGGGAAAAUGCACACCAUGGAGAAGCUGCUCCAUAAUGUGGCUUCUCGGCAUUCUGAGAGCCAAACUCAAGAUGAUCUGCGCCUGGAGCCUUGUAAAGAUGCGGAGGACUUUACCUUGCUUGACAAUAACUUGCAGGACAAGGCAUAUUUCCAGCAAGCUGUCCGUUUUCUAAGCCUCAUUGGAGGACGGAAGCUGGGAGAAAAUACAAGACGGACCAUGCUGGCUGUCGCCAGCAAUGCUGUUUGGUGUGGAUACAGCCUGCAUGGGAAGAAGCAGAAAGCCAAGCUGUGUAACCUUAAAAUAUUCAGGCUGAUCAAACGUGCUGUGAAGACCUCGCUUCCAGACUCCACAGAUAAGGACAUAGAGGUGCAAAUAAUGGAAGUCCUUACGCAUGCUCCCCAGAAAGUCAGAAGAGAGGCUGAAGCACAGCAUCGUGCCACACAAAUGGAGGCCCAUUCUUCUGAGGAGGACUAAGUGAACCUGCACCCUUUCUGUUUUAUUUUUCUCAGUUUUGUUCACAAUUUUAGAUUUUUCUAUUUUUAUAUAUUUUUUUUGAUCAUUUUUUUAAAGCGCCUUGUGGUUUUUAUUUUGAGAGGCGCUAUAAAAAUGUUUUGUUUAAAUUGUGUAUGCAAGUGUCAAAUCUUUAUGUAAUAAAAAGCUGAAAAGUCA
Nothobranchius furzeri (turquoise killifish) is the source of this 1361-nucleotide messenger RNA. The record is from RefSeq and is a predicted model, not a curated record. Lineage: Eukaryota; Metazoa; Chordata; Actinopteri; Cyprinodontiformes; Nothobranchiidae.